This is a messenger RNA of Sipha flava (yellow sugarcane aphid), 3113 nucleotides long. It is a transcript of the gene alpha-Cat, whose product is annotated as catenin alpha. The record is from RefSeq and is a predicted model, not a curated record. Bases 207 to 2972 code for a protein of 921 amino acids. Gene Ontology annotation, cellular component: adherens junction; catenin complex; actin cytoskeleton. The transcript has 18 exons. Gene Ontology annotation, molecular function: beta-catenin binding; structural molecule activity; cadherin binding. Lineage: Eukaryota; Metazoa; Arthropoda; Insecta; Hemiptera; Aphididae. Gene Ontology annotation, biological process: cell migration; cell-cell adhesion.
UGUUAAUUGAUGACUGUUGUAUAAAGAAUGUUCUUUGAUGAUAUCAUCGUUGCUGAUUAGUUCAUUUCCUAUAAAUCGACAUCUAUAUCUUAGUAUUUGUCAUAGUAUUUGUUAUAGUGACAUUACAUUAGAUAUUACAAUUUAAAAUUUCAAAUAAAAUUUAAUUUAUACUUAUAUAAAUAGCAGUUAAGAAAAUAAUUUACAAAAUGACUGAUCAGUUUGGUCCUAUUACUCUUAAAUGGGACCCGAAAAAUCUAGAAAUACGUACCAUGUCUGUAGAGAAAACUUUAGAACCUUUAGUAUUACAAGUCACUACUUUGGUAAAUACAAAAGGUACUUCACGUAAAAAAAAAGGACGUUCAAAAAGAGCUCAUGUUCUAGUUGCUGCUGUAGAAAAAGCUACUGAGAAUUUUAUUGAAGUUGGUGAACAAAUUGCUUAUGAAAAUCCUGAUAUAAAACAAGAAAUGUUAGCUGCAGUUGAAGAAGUUCGAAAAACAGGUGAUGCUAUGAGUAUUGCUGCUAGAGAAUUCGCUGAAGACCCUUGUGCUUCAGCCAAACGUAGUAAUAUGGUACGAGCUGCAAGAAAUCUAUUAUCAGCUGUAACACGUCUACUUAUACUUGCCGAUAUGGUUGAUGUACAUUUAUUAUUAAAGUCCUUAAGAGUUGUUGAAGAUGAUUUAGAGAAAGUUAAAAAUGCUUCGAGUCAGGCAGAACUCCUUGACAAUAUUAAAGUCUUUGGUCGUAGUGCAAGUGAACUUAUGAGUCAAGCUGCAAAACGUCAACAAGAAUUAAAAGAUCCACAACUACGAGAUGAUCUAGCAGCUGCCCGUGCAAUUUUAAAAAAACAUUCCACAAUGCUGUUAACUGCUUCUAAAGUUUAUGUAAGACAUCCAGAGCUUGCAGCAGCUAAAGCUAAUCGUGAUUUUGUGUUGAAACAAGUUUGUGAAGCUGUAAAUACUAUAAGUGAUGUUGCUCAAGGUCGAUCUGCAGCAAUGAAUGAUAAUGGCAAUCAAAUUUAUGAUGGCCCUGGAGAACUGGCUGCUGCACUUGAUGAUUUUGAUGAAAGAAUGGUAAUGGAUCCUCUUGUUUAUAAUGAAGUACGGACACGUCCAUCAUUAGAAGAACGACUUGAAAGUAUUAUCAGUGGAGCUGCAUUGAUGGCUGAUUCUUCAUGCACGCGUGAUGAACGUAGAGAAAGAAUUGUUGCAGAAUGCAAUGCUGUACGUCAAGCUUUGCAAGAUUUGCUCUCUGAAUAUAUGUCCAAUCAACUGCAACUCCAAAGGGUCGGAAAAAGGAUGAGUGUUAAAGAAACUAGUGAAGGAUUGGAACGAGCAAUUGAUCAUAUGUGUCGUAAAACUAGAGAUUUAAGACGUCAAUUACGUAAAGCUGUUGUUGAUCAUGUAUCUGAUAGCUUCCUAGAGACUAGUGUUCCAUUACUUGUACUAAUUGAAGCAGCUCAUUCAGGUGAUGAGAAAGAAGUUGAAGAAUGUGCUCUUGUUUUUACUGAACAUGCUAACAAACUCGUUGAAGUUGCUAAUCUUGCAUGUAGCAUGUCUAAUAAUGAAGAUGGUGUAAAAAUGGUACGAACUGCUGCUGCUCAGAUUGAAAACUUAUGUCCCCAAGUAAUAAAUGCUGCUAGAGUUUUAGCUGUUCGACCACGCUCGAAAUUAGCACUUGAUAAUAUGGAUGUCUUCAGGGAUGCAUGGCAAGCUCAAGUUCGUUUACUAACUGAAGCUGUUGAUGAUAUAACAACAAUUGAUGACUUUUUAGCUGUUUCAGAAAGUCAUAUAUUGGAGGAUGUCAAUAAAUGUGUUCUUGCACUUCAAGAAGGAUCUGCUGACCCAUUAGAUAGAACUGCUGGAGCAAUUAGAGGUCGUUCAGCUAGAGUUUGUAAUGUAGUGGCUGCUGAAAUGGAUAAUUAUGAACCUGGUAUUUACACAGAACGUGUUUUAGAAGCAAUUAAGGUAUUACGUGAUCAAGUUAUGCCCAACUUUGCUCAACGUGUUGAGUUGGCUGUAGAUGCAUUAUCAACAAAUCCUCCAAAAGAAGUGGACGAAAAUGAUUUUAUUGAUGCUUCAAGACUUGUUUAUGAUGGUGUAAGAGAAAUACGUCGUGCUGUUCUCAUGAAUAGGACGGAUGAAGAGUUAGAUCCCGAAGACAUAGAAUUUGAUGAACAUUAUACAGUUGAGACACGUAGUAGAUCCAGCGCUCAUACCGGGGAACCUUUAGAUGAAUACCCAGAUAUUAGUGGAAUUACAACAGCACGUGAGGCAAUGAGAAAGAUGACAGAGGAGGAUAAACAAAAAAUUGCUCAACAAGUUGAAUUCUUUAGAAGUGAAAAAUUGAAAUUUGACCGUGAAGUAGCAAAAUGGGAUGAUACAGGAAAUGACAUUAUUGUACUUGCUAAACAUAUGUGUAUGAUUAUGAUGGAAAUGACAGACUUUACACGGGGGCGUGGUCCUUUGAAAACUACUAUGGAUGUUAUAAAUGCUGCUAAAAAAAUUUCAGAAGCUGGAACAAAAUUAGAUAAACUUACUAGACAAAUUGCUGAUCAGUGUCCAGAAUCAUCAACAAAAAAAGAUUUAUUAGCUUAUUUACAAAGAAUUGCUUUGUAUUGUCAUCAGUUAAAUAUCACUUCUAAAGUUAAAGCUGAUGUGCAAAAUAUUAGUGGUGAACUUAUUGUAUCUGGAUUGGAUAGUGCAACAUCCUUAAUUCAAGCUGCUAAAAAUUUGAUGAAUGCAGUAGUUUUGACUGUUAAAUCCUCAUAUGUAGCCAGUACCAAAUAUCCUAGACAAGGAGCAGAUCUACAAAAACUUGUUGUUUGGAAAAUGAAAGCUCCCGAAAAGAAACCGCUUGUAAGGCCAGAAAAACCAGAAGAAGUUAGAGCCAAGGUAAGGAAAGGCUCUCAGAAGAAAGUACAAAAUCCAAUUAAAGCUUUGAGUGAAUUUCAAAGUGCUACUGAAUCAGUUUAAGUGUGUUAUAUUUAUUUAUAUAAUGUGUUUUUCUAAAUAUAAGUAUAUUCACUUGUAAUUUAAUCAACUAAAGGCCAAAUUACAAUUGAGUUAUGACAAACAUUUAAUAUUUGAAUUAUAAUAAACAAAAAUUCAAGUUUU